AUGUUGGUCUACAAUAAUCUGAAGACUCAAUUGGAGGAAGAUCAGUUUCUAAGCCUACUCACAGGAUUAUCUGGCAAAAAGCUUUAUUUCCUUGCUAAUGAUCGUAAGGAAGAUUCAGUUCCUUAUCACAUGCCCCCAUCCAUAGGCUGCUUCAGUAUCCUCACCACAUGGCAGCAGGCUUCCCCCAAAGCAGAGUGGACGAUUCUUCUAGCUAACCCUAUGAGCUUUGAAACCACAGCAAUCACUUUCUUCAUCCUCCUUCUAAUUUGCUUCAUUUGCAUCCUCCUUUUAUUGGUGGUUUUUUUAUAUAAAUGUUUCCAAAGCAAGAAAGAUGAAGAGACAGAAAAAAGUCCUUGUACAGAUGCUAAUGGAGGUGAAGAUUGUUUAGCUGCUAAUGCGGAGACAAACAAUUCAGGAGACCAACAAAAGACUAUCCUAACACCAAUCACGGACUUAAACGCACCCAUGAGGCCUGGCAUUCUUGUCCAGAGACGGAGUAAAGAAGACACACCCUUAGAAAACAAAGAGAACAUAGAAGAGGAGGAGGACAAAACAAAAGAGAAGCAAGAGCCUAAGAAUGCUGGAGGAAAUGGUGAAGAGGAGAUCGAUGAAGAUUUGCAAAAACCACCUACACCUCUCACUAGAACUCCUUCAGGUGUUGAAAACCACAAAAGACCUUUAAAAGGAGUGACAUUUUCUAGGGAGGUAAUUGUUGUGGACCUUGGGAAGGAAUACCCGAUACCUCGAAGCUAUACUCGAGAACAUAAAGAGAGAAAAUGA
Messenger RNA from Leptonychotes weddellii (Weddell seal), 780 nucleotides. RefSeq names its product chromosome 10 C2orf74 homolog (gene DEMA1). The record is from RefSeq and is a predicted model, not a curated record. Lineage: Eukaryota; Metazoa; Chordata; Mammalia; Carnivora; Phocidae.